GCCGCCAACCUCGGAAGGCAAGUGAAUUCUGCCAGCUCGCCGAGCGAAAUGAAUGAGUAAAUCUGUACUUAUCUGGAUGCCACUUGUCCUUAUGAUGACUACAAAUAACCCAGCAGAUCAACUGGUUCAUAUUGAUGCUUUAGCUUUAGAGAGUGGAGAAGAAGAUUCAACUUCGACAGAAUCUCUUGCUUCAUUAGAAAGUGAUUCUGAAGAGCGACCCCCGGAGAAGAUACUCACCGAAAUAGUGGGGAAGAACAACCACAUUUGGUAUCUUGUGAAGUGGAAAGAUUGUCCUCUUCUACGUUCGAGUUGGGAGGGAGAAGCGUGCUUCGAAAAUUAUCCUUGGAUUUUGGAUCAGUGGUUAGUCGAUAAACAGAGCCAAAAAGAAGGAAGAAUUCAACCAUUUGACUUGCAAGCCUUCGAUAAAGCCUGCAAGGACCUCGACCUGGCAGAAAGGCAAAGGAGAAAUCUGAGGCGGCUCAGAAGAAAAGCCAAACGAAUCUUAUCAGUUGUAGCAGAUUGAAGGACGAAUCUAGGAAGAGAGCAUUCUUGUACUCGAUUUAUACAUCACAUUCAUCCACAACCUCAAAAUGGUUAACUUGCAAUUACGCAGUAUACUGAGCCUAGCAUGGCUCAGUCUCCCUAUAUUUGCGAGGGCAUUCUCAGCAGACCCAGCAGCAUCACCAUCUGCAGAUACAGAGCUUAUAUGCCCUACUGAAAACCAAGCAGAAUGUUACCCGCGUAUUUUUCAACCAACGAGAGACUUCC
Sclerotinia trifoliorum is the source of this 768-nucleotide messenger RNA. Lineage: Eukaryota; Fungi; Ascomycota; Leotiomycetes; Helotiales; Sclerotiniaceae. The record is from the annotation of a GenBank genome assembly.